AUGCAGAUUCCGAAAUUGGACAAGAUUACACUGAAUAUCGGUGUUGGUAUAGCAAUUCAGAAUCCAAGUGCAUUGGAAGAUGCCGUAGAAGAACUGACACUUAUUGCGGGCCAACGCGCGGUGAUCACCCGUGCGAAAAAGUCCAUCUCUGCAUUCAAAAUCAGAGGUCCAUCAAAGUUAGGACGGACUCCCGGCAUGGCAAUCGGAUGUAAGGUUACACUGCGGCAGCACAAGAUGUAUGAAUUUCUCAAUCGCUUAAUCAACGUCGUGCUACCCCAAAUUCGGGACUUCCGUGGGAUAUCACCCGACGCUUUUGACGGACGAGGCAACUAUUCCCUGGGUCUCACGGAACAGUUAAUCUUUCCCGAAAUUGAUUACGACAAGGUUAACGAUAUUCGCGGAAUGAAUGUAACCGUUGUUACUACCGCCCCAACUGACGAAGAAGGUCACGAGUUGCUAAGUCUUUUAGGAAUGCCUUUCCGGAAAUAG
Molecule: messenger RNA, 489 nt
Organism: Geodia barretti
Lineage: Eukaryota; Metazoa; Porifera; Demospongiae; Tetractinellida; Geodiidae
Source: the annotation of a GenBank genome assembly